Messenger RNA from Closterium sp. Naga37s-1, 13101 nucleotides. NCBI's taxonomy places the organism in Eukaryota, Viridiplantae, Streptophyta, Zygnematophyceae, Desmidiales, Closteriaceae. The record is from the annotation of a GenBank genome assembly.
AUGAUCGUACCACGUCAAUCCCGUGCCCCGACCGGUACACACCCCUUGCCCGGGUCCCCCCUUCAUAGUCACACCCCCUGCCCCCUCAUGCCAUCCGCUCCCCCCGCCCCCACCCUCCGCGUGCCUGCUCCCUUGCCGCCUCUUUUGACCCUCCCUGCCCCCCUCGCCGUUUCCCACCGCCCGCCAUUCGCUCCUCCCCGCCCGUGCGCUCCCCUCGUUUACCUUCUCCUCCCCCCUCCCCUCCUCUGCUGCACGCCUCUUCCUUCCCCUCGCCGACCCACUCCACUCCCUGCCCCUCCUCAAUCCGCACCCUGCCCCUCGUAUCUCGCCCCCCUAUGCUUGGUUUCUCCCCUCCCUGCCCCUCGCCGCCUUUCUCCGCUCCCCACCUCCCCCCUCUCCCUGCCCCCCCACUCUCCCCCCCUUGCCCUUGGCUUCCUACCUCCCUGCCCCACCUUUCCCCCCUCCGUGUGCUCAGCUUCUCCCCUCCCUGCCCCUCCCUCCUCCCCGCCCUGCCCCUCAUUUUCCGCCCCCCCACGCCCGGUUUCUCCCCUCCCCGCGCCUCCCUUUCUUUCUCCGUGCCUCUCCUUUGCUCCCUCCCUGCCCCCGCCUGCCCAUGCCCCUGUCUUUGGCUUCUCCCCUCCCUGCCCCACGUUUCUUCCCUCCCUGCCCCCGCUCUGGCCCUCCCUUGUUUUCCCCUCACCCAUUGCUUCUCCCCUCCCUGCCCUUGAUUUCCCGCACCCCUGCCCUUGUUUCCUACCAUCCAUGCCCCUCGUUUCCCCCCUUUGUACGUUCAGCCUCUUCCCUCCCUGCCCCUCCCCUCCUCCCCCCCUGCCCUUUGCGUUCCCCUCGUUACGCUCCCUUCUCCCCAUCCCUGCUGCCCUCUUGCCACCAUCAGCCCAUCCGCACCACCAGCCCCCCUCCCACCCUUCUCUCCCCCCCUCCCUUUCCCUAUCUCUCUCUCUCUCUCUCUCUCUCUUUCUCACACACACACGCACACUCCCCUCCCCCACCCCCCCACCCACGUCCUCCCAUUCCGCCCCUCCCUGCCCCUUUCCCACCCCCUCGCACGCCCCUCACCUCCCACCUCCGUGCAACUGGUUUCCCCCCUAUGGUGCCUCCCUUGCAUCGCUCGCCCCUCUGCUCACCCUCUGCCCGCCCCUUUUCCGUGCCCUCAGCUGGCCCAGCCCCUGCCCGUUGCUGCCCCUCCCCUUGCCCCCUCAACUCCCCUGCCCCCCGUACACCCCAGUCCCAUCCAACCGCCCCCACCCUCCCCCGGCUGCCCGUUUCCGCUCUCCACCCCCGCGACCGUGUGCGGCUUCCAACCGCCCAACGGUGUCACACCCCCUGCCCCCUCAUGCCAUCCGCUCCCCCCGCCCCCACCCUCCGCGUGCCCGCUCCCUUGCCGCCUCUUUUGACCCUCCCUGCCCCCCUCGCCGUUUCCCACCGCCCGCCAUUCGCUCCUCCCCGCCCGUGCGCUCCCCUCGUUUACCUUCUCCUCCCCCCUCCCCUCCUCUGCUGCACGCCUCUUCCUUCCCCUCGCCGACCCACUCCACUCCCUGCCCCUCCUCAAUCCGCACCCUGCCCCUCGUAUCUCGCCCCCCUAUGCUUGGUUUCUCCCCUCCCUGCCCCUCGCCGCCUUUCUCCGCUCCCCACCUCCCCCCUCUCCCUGCCCCCCCCACUCUCCCCCCCUUGCCCUUGGCUUCCUACCUCCCUGCCCCACCUUUCCCCCCUCCGUGUGCUCAGCUUCUCCCCUCCCUGCCCCUCCCUCCUCCCCGCCCUGCCCCUCAUUUUCCGCCCCCCCACGCCCGGUUUCUCCCCUCCCCGCGCCUCCCUUUCUUUCUCCGUGCCUCUCCUUUGCUCCCUCCCUGCCCCCGCCUGCCCAUGCCCCUGUCUUUGGCUUCUCCCCUCCCUGCCCCACGUUUCUUCCCUCCCUGCCCCCCCUCUGCCCCUCCCUUGUUUUCCCCUCACCCAUUGCUUCUCCCCUCCCUGCCCUUGAUUUCCUGCACCCCUGCCCUUGUUUCCUACCAUCCAUGCCCCUCGUUUCCCCCCUUUGGCCCCCAGCAGACUUUUCUCCCCCCAGCCCCCGUCUCCCGGCCCUCAGUACCUCCGUGCACGGUCUCCUGCCACCCUUGGUCCCGCUCUGUCCCACCUCCCCCCUCCCCUCCCAGCUUCUCCCUAUCACCACCCUCAUGUUCCCCCACUUCCCUGCCCACACCAUACCUCCUCCACCCCCCCUCCCGCAAGUCCCCACUUCCAUUUUGCCCCCCACACCUCUACGAGCCGUACUUCCCCCUCCAGCCCCCCUUUCCCCCCCAGGUGCGCCCAUAUCCUGCGUGGGCUGCACCUCUGCAUCCCGCCCUGCCAGGCCCUUCGGUGACCCACCUGCCGCCACCUGGCACCACACCGCCCUUCCCACCCCCAUCCAAUCUCUACACCCCCUGCCCCUGCCCCCUGUGCACUCCAGCCACCUACCCCAGCCUCCCUCUACCUUUCCCUGGCACCACACCGCCCUUCCUACCCCUAGCCAAGGUCUACGCCCCUUGCCUCUGCUCCCUGCGCUGUGCCGUCCCCAACCUCCCUCCGCCUCACCUCGGCACCAGACCGCCUCUCCCUCCCCCAGCCAACCUCUGCACCCCCUGUUCCUGCCCCUUGUGCCUUCCAACACCCUACCCCAACCCCCCCCAGUCUCCCCCUUCUCCAGCAGCCAUAUUUCCUCCCCCCUGGGGCUCGCCCAUCCGCUAUUAUCACCCUUCAUCGAUUCCCCAAUUCCCUCUGUCCCCUGUUUCCCGGCCCCGCAUUCUAUUUUGCAUUUACCACAGCGCCUCCUUUCGGUGCCCUCUCUGCUCUCCCACGUUCUCACCCCCCGGCCCCCAACCUUCUCUUUACCCGCUACCAGGCUCACGCCAACUCGACUACCCACUACCCUUUGCCCCUUCCUCUCUGUUCCCCACCCUUCCUCCCCCACUUUGCUCCACCUGCCCACCCCCACCUCCCGUUGAAUUCUGUCCCGCCCUCCCCACCUCUGGCCCACCACCUUUCCCCACACCCUGCUCACCCACCGCUACAUCGCCCCCGCUCCCCCACCUCCACUACAGCCCGCCAACACUUCCCCUCUCAACCGGCCCCCAGCCCGCCCCCCCCUUGGGCCCCCAUCCCCUCCAACUGUCAGGCCCCCUCUACCCUCUCUUCCACCCACUGCGCACCGCUUUCCCCACCCUUUUCCCUUUUUCCCAAGCUAACCCCCCGCACCCCGGCCUCUGCCAGGGAGUUUCUUCCCCCUUUGACGCCCUCUUGAGCCAACUCCAGCAACUCACACCGCCACCGCCAGGCAUGCUGCCUCUGGCCGGGGGGGAACCUGCAGCAGACACUACACGGGAAGGAGUAAGUGAGUCUGUAGUGGAAGGAGCAGCAGAGGCUGCAGAGGACGGGGCAGCAAAGGCUGCACGGGAAGGGGCAAGGGAGAUUGUGGGGGAAGGGGCAGCAGAGGCUGCAGAGGAAAGGGCAGCAGAGGCUGCAGAGGAAAGGGCAGCAGAGGCUGCAAUGGAAGGGGCAGCAGAGGCUGCACAGGAAGGGGCGGCAGGGGGCGUGACUUUGGCCAGGCAAAGGGCAGAGGCCAUGGAGACAGGUUUUGCAGAAGAAGGGCCCACAGGACCCGCUGCUGAUUCGGCUGGGGGAACCGCAGCAGGGGAGGCUAUAGGGACCGCAUCAGGUGAGGCCGCACAGACCGCAGCAGGUGAGGCUGCAGGGACCACAGCGGGUGAGGCUGCAGGAGGGACCAUGGCAGGUGAGGCCGCAAGGACCGCAGCAGGUGAGGCUGCAGGGGCCGCAGCAGGUGAGGCUGCAGGGGCCGCAGCAGGUGAGGCUGAGCAGAUUCUAGCAGGUGAGGCUGCACAGACUACAGCAGGUGAGGCCGCAAGGUCUGCAGCAGGUGAGGCCACAGGGACUGCAGCAGGUGAGGCUGCAGGGACCGCGGCAGGUGAGGCUGCAGGGACUGCGGCAGGUGAGGCUGCAGGGACUGCAGCAGGUGAGGCUGCAGGGACUGCAGCAGGUGAGGCCGCAGGGACUGCAGGUGAGGCUGCAGGGACUGCAGCAGGUGAGGCUGCAGGGACCACAGGGGGUGAGGCUGCAGGAGGGACCAUGGCAGGUGAGGCCGCAGGGAGCGCAGCAGGUGAGAUUGCAAGGGCCGCAGCAGGUGAGGCUGCAGGGGCCGCAGCAUGUGAGGUUGAGCAGAUUCUAGCAGGUGAGGCUGCACAGACUACAGCAGGUGAGGCCGCAGGGACUGCACCAGGUGAGGCUGCAGGGACUGCGGCAGGUGAGGCUGCAGGGACCGCGGCAGGCGAGGUUGGGCAGAUUCCGAUAGGCGAGGCUUCACAGACUGCAGCAGGUGAGGCUUCACAGACUGCAGCAGGAGCGACAGGGGCCACAGUGGGGGCUGGUACAGGGGGAGGUGCUACGGGGGCUGCAGCGGGGAAGGGGGUAACGGGGAUUGGUGCGAGGGAGAGUGCCGCCCCGGCUGUAGCAAGAGAAGGUGCGGCAAGGGCUGGAGUGGGAGAGGGGACUGCAGAGGCCUCAAAGGCAGAAGGUGAGGCUGCAGCUGAAGCAGCAGGGAGGGCCAUAGCACGGCCAGUAGGGGCGGCAGGCGCCGCAGCAAGCGCGGUGAAGCACACAGCAGGGCCGGCAGAGACUGCAGAAGGGGCUAGCAGUAAAGCGGCAGCAGGUGGGGUGGGCUCGGGGGACAUAGGGGCAACAGGGGGAGGAGAGGCGAGCGAGGUCCCAACCGGAGGGACCACUGAAGGGGGGGAUGUGAUAGUGAUAGAGGAGGAUGAGGUAGAGGACGUGAUGCACAUCGACGGGCCACUGGCCCAAUACCUCACGCUUGACGGUGAGGCUGACUCGGCCCCCCUGCUGCCUCAGGCCGAGGUUCCCCCUCUCCCCCCCAGGCCCGACCCCAUGCUAGCAGAUGGACCGAUGGAGGGGCGGGAGGAGACUUUGCGGACAGAACCUCGCGAGGGAGACCCCAUCCUUACCCCCCGUCCCCCAGCCCACCACCCCCCGGGAGCACCACUUCCCCACCCCCACCCUCAGGUCCCUGUAGCAUCCAGGGGGGCAGCCAAGGCCCUGGCCUUCUUGGCGGAGCCGUGCUCCCCGACCCCCACGCUGUUCCAUGGCCAGCCCCCCUCUCUGUCCCCAACGGCUGACCCCACGGUUACAGGCGGUCCACCGGGAGAGCGCGCGGGUGCGACAAGGGCAGAGCCACCCGAGGGCACCCCUUCUCUCACCUCUCACCCCUCCCUGCCCCUCCCUUCACUCCUUCCUUCCCCCCCAAGGGCAGCAAACCUCUGCCCCCACCCUCAGGGGCUCCCCCGAGCACCACGUGGAGCAGCCAGGGCUCUGGCCUUCCUAGAGGAGCCAUGCUCCCCGACUCCUACCAACACCCAGCCACCCCCUUCCGGCCCACUACCCCCCCCUCCACCAGGCCCUCCCCCACCCGGUAGUAGACACAUCUCGGAGGUUGAAGCAUCUGCGCGGUCAAAUCUCUCUCCCACACGCUACAUGCACCCCAACCACCCGAGUUGCCGCACAGCCCCAACACGCUCACCCAACGGGCUGCCCUCCUCACACCACCCCCCCCAGGCAGCCGAGACCCACCCGCAAGGGCUUGUGCCCCAGGCUCAUGGAAGCAACGGCACCCUGGUGGAGGGGCCCACAGAAGAGGCCACCACAGAGCCCACACAAACCUCUCUCCCCCCACCGCUUGUACCUCGCUCUAACCUCCACACUGGCCCAACGCCUCGACCACCCCCUCCAACCCCCUCUCCCGGCCGGGUUCCCCACGAGUGGCCACGUUGGGCAGCCAUCAUCCCCCACGCACAGCCCACCCGAUCUGUUCCCACGGAGGGUGAUAUUUCGAGGAGAGAGGGGAUGCACACAGAGCACCCCCCGCCUGGCGAACCACCCAUCCUCCCCCCACCCACCCCUUUGGCCCCACAGCCCCCCCUUCCUCCACAAAUAGGCACGGACAACCAGGUUGGCCGCCGGCGGAAGAACAAGGGCAGAGGAGGCAGAGGGUCAGCCCCCGUACUCCCCCCUCCCUCCCUCCCCCACCAGGAGCCCCUCCCCACCCCACAUCCCGCUGAACCCUUACCAGGCCCUACCCCUACAGGCCGACCACCAAACUUACACUCCCGUCCCGCACCUGCACCUCCACAGGGCCAUGGGAGCGGACCAGCCCACUCACCCCCGGGCCGCCUCUCCCUUGCUCUACCCCCCCCCCAGGUGGUGGCGGCGGCCGCGAGCCCUGCCGGGAUGGUGGCCGACGGGUUGAGGGAUGCGCCCAUGGCAGACGCCACCGACUCCCCCUCCCAUCCCUCCCACCCCUUCCAUGUCGACGACCCCCUACCGCAACCCAUGGUGAUUGGGGAGGGCCAAGGGGGCCUUCUAGGGCAGGGUCCACACCCGAGCUCUGCUCAGCCAGUACGCCCCACCCCACCCUCUACCCUGCCAGCCCUCCUACUCUCACCUACAGACAGGCAGGUUAUCAGGACCCCAGAGGAGGUGAGGGCUGGCAUCUCAGAUCUGCUGGCGAUACAGCACCCGAGCAGCUCCCCGGCUGCCCCCACCCUACCAGCCCCACAGGUCCGGAUCCGGACGUAUGCGGAGGUCACACGUUCUGUCCCUUCUUUUAUCCCCUCCGCUACUGAGCCAGGCGCGUCACUCCCGUCCCCAAUGGAGACGGACCUGGUUCUGAGGCCGGGUCACUCGCACCUAGACGGGGUGGCGCCUCCCCCCGUUCAGCCCGGGGCGCAGGAGGUCACCAGCAUUAGGGAUGAGGCGCCCGCCCCUGCCGAGACCCCUGCAGAGCCGCCACUUGGACCGCACCCCGCCGAGGGGCAGGGGCACACCACGGCACACACUUCAGGCUCACCUCCACAUCCCCCCUCCUUAGCUUCGAGACCGGUACCAGCAGGAGGCCCGGCCCCAUCCUGUGUGGCACCUCCUCUAUCUUCUCCGACACCCCCCCUGCGCGGGGCAGGUGAGUCGUCUCCUCCCCUCAUCCCAGGCGAUCCUCUUGGAGCUCAGGCCGCCCAUGGGGCCCCCUCUACAGCCAGUUCCGACGCCACGGCCCCGAUUGACCCCGCCGACACGGCGACAUCACCCGACCAGGUCGUGAGUUGCCCCACCUGCAGGAGCUCUCUCGCGAACCGACGCGCGCUCCAGCACCACACUCCCUUCUGCCAUCCGGCGGACGCAGCUCGCAGGGCACAGGCCGUCCAUGACGCCACCUCGAUCCUCCCUUCCCUCUCACAGCCCCGUGCGACUGGGAUACAGUUCACUGACGCACAGUGGCAGACGCUCGACUCGGUGGACUGGACAGAGUACUUCUCGUCCGAGCGUAUCCAUGCACGCCCUCUCCGGCGUGUCCCGGAGAGGGUCCCCGGAGGAUAUCUCGACGUUCUCAGUGCGAUCCUAGUCCGCAUUGCCCAGAACCCGGAGGCUGCUGGCCCUACCUUCCUCCUCGCUGUGGCGCCGACCCUUUUCCUCGCUCCAGCGACGCCACCCGACCGCUCGCACACGGCUGCCAUUGCAACGCGCAUCUCCCGCUUUGGUCGAGGUGAGUGGGAUGAGCUACUCUCAGAUGCACUAGGCCGCCGCACACCCCUCCCUCGACGCACAGGUCACCGGUCACGCACCGCCACCGAUCCCUCCACAGCAGAUGAGCGCCGCAUUGCACGUUGCCUUCGUCUGGCGGCGUGCAAUGAGACCUCUCGGGCCUGUGCGGCUCUUGAGUCCGCGGAGGCAGCCCCAGAUACACAAGGGACGAUACAGCGCCUGCGGUCGAAGCACCCCAACACGGAGAGGCCGACCCCAGCUUGGCUGUCUGGCUUCCAGGGGUCUGCUCUUGUGCUCUCGGUGGAUCACUUACGACGCGCGAUCUUCACAGCACCGCGGACCUGGGCUUGUCGUGAGGACGUCCGAGAGGCCGCCCUAGACCAGAUCUUCCUCCCCAUCCGUCUCGGGGGUUUCGGCAUUCGGCGCAUGGCGCGCAUUGCCCCGAGCUUCGCUUCUGGUGAGCCAGAGCAGAUCGACCGGGCUCUGCAGACGGCGCUAGAGGGUCUCCCACCUGACGUUCUCCCUCUCCUUCCCUCCUGGCCCUCUUGCGCUUCUGCCUCCCCUGAUUCCCUUUUUGCAGGAGCGAGCCGCCUUCUGGAGGCGCAUGCCUUGGAGGCCCCGGUGGUGGGGGAGGAGACACGGGUUGAGGGACCGCUGGAGAAGAGGGGCGAGGCGGGACAGCCGGGCAGCGGGAGGCAGUCGGGACAGCAUCAGCUGCGGGGUCGGGUGGCGCGAGGGGCAGGCGGGCAGAGGGGAGGGCAGGGGGAGCAGACGGGCCAGGACGUGGAAGGGGGACAGCAGGGGCAGCAGCAGGAGAGCCAGCGGGGGCCGCGGGCCCAGGGCGUCGCACCUCCGGGUGUGGGCUCGGGGGUGGGGCAGGGGCGAGAGCAGCAGAGAGCGAACGGAGGUACAGUGGGGGGAGCGGGAUCGGGAGGGGAGGACCAGGGAGUGGGAGAGGCAGCAGGGGAUCGAGCAGGGGGGUUGGGAGGGUUGGAGGAGGGUAGAGAGGGGGAGAGGAGAGGACAGGUGGGUGGAGGAGAGGAGAGGGGGAGAGAGACGACCGGAGAGGAGGCACCGAGGGACCAGACAGGGCAGCAGCCAGCGCAGCAGCAGGGACCAGUCGGACGCACAGGCCGGGUAGGCACCUCCUCCCGCAUCCCAGACCUCACCUGCCGCGAAGUUGGGCAGAGUUUGAUGGUUCUUGUGGAUGUCUCCAUAGCGGAUCCACAGCGGGAGGGGAACGUCCAGCUGAGACGGGCGACCCCCACACAGAUUGGAGUGGCAGCAGCUAGGCGGGUGCAGGAGAAGCUGCGUCACUGGGGGCCGCACUUAGAGGGUUUGCAGCCGGCACCACACUUUUACGCUCACACCCCCUGCCCCCUCAUGCCAUCCGCUCCCCCCGCCCCCACCCUCCGCGUGCCCGCUCCCUUGCCGCCUCUUUUGACCCUCCCUGCCCCCCUCGCCGUUUCCCACCGCCCGCCAUUCGCUCCUCCCCGCCCGUGCGCUCCCCUCGUUUACCUUCUCCUCCCCCCUCCCCUCCUCUGCUGCACGCCUCUUCCUUCCCCUCGCCGACCCACUCCACUCCCUGCCCCUCCUCAAUCCGCACCCUGCCCCUCGUAUCUCGCCCCCCUAUGCUUGGUUUCUCCCCUCCCUGCCCCUCGCCGCCUUUCUCCGCUCCCCACCUCCCCCCUCUCCCUGCCCCCCCACUCUCCCCCCCUUGCCCUUGGCUUCCUACCUCCCUGCCCCACCUUUCCCCCCUCCGUGUGCUCAGCUUCUCCCCUCCCUGCCCCUCCCUCCUCCCCGCCCUGCCCCUCAUUUUCCGCCCCCCCACGCCCGGUUUCUCCCCUCCCCGCGCCUCCCUUUCUUUCUCCGUGCCUCUCCUUUGCUCCCUCCCUGCCCCCGCCUGCCCAUGCCCCUGUCUUUGGCUUCUCCCCUCCCUGCCCCACGUUUCUUCCCUCCCUGCCCCCCCUCUGCCCCUCCCUUGUUUUCCCCUCACCCAUUGCUUCUCCCCUCCCUGCCCUUGAUUUCCCGCACCCCUGCCCUUGUUUCCUACCAUCCAUGCCCCUCGUUUCCCCCCUUUGUACGUUCAGCCUCUUCCCUCCCUGCCCCUCCCCUCCUCCCCCCCUGCCCUUUGCUUUCCCCUCGUUACGCUCCCUUCUUCCCAUCCCUGUUGCCCUCUUGCCACCAUCAGCCCAUCCGCACCAGCAGCCCCCCUCCCACCCUUGUCUCCCCCCCCCCCUUUCCCUCUCUCUCUCUCUCUCUCUCUCUCUCUCUCUCUUUCUCACACACACACGCACACUCCCCUCCCCCACCCCCCACCCACAUCCUCCCAUUCUGUCCCUCCCUGCCCCUUUCCCACCCCCUUUUACGUCCCUCACCUCCCACCUCCGUGCAACUGGUUUCCCCCCUAUGGUGCCUCCCUUGCAUCGCUCGCCCCUCUGCUCACCCUCUGCCCGCCCCUUUUCCGUGCCCUCAGCUGGCCCAGCCCCUGCCCGUUGCUGCCCCUCCCCUUGCCCCCUCAACUCCCCUGCCCCCCGUACACCCCAGUCCCAUCCAACCGCCCCCACCCUCCCCCGGCUGCCCGUUUCCGCUCUCCACCCCCGCGACCGUGUGCGGCUUCCAACCGCCCAACGGUGUCACACCCCCUGCCCCCUCAUGCCAUCCGCUCCCCCCGCCCCUACCCUCCGCGUGCCCGCUCCCUUGCCGCCUCUUUUGACCCUCCCUCCCCCCUCAGCUCGCACCUCGCUCUUACCUCCAGGCCGCUCUAGCGCCUCGGCCCCCACCCACAACCCCCGCGCACGGCCCGGCCACCUCUCCCUUCCUCUGAACCCGGCCCAGGUGGCGGCAACGGCGUACGCUGCCGGUAUGGGGUCCGAGGAGAUGAGGGACGAGCCCAUGAGUGACUCCACCGACUCUUCUUCGCAUACCUCCCACCCCAUUCGAGUCGACGGCCCCCUACCGCAACCCAUGGUCACCGAGGAGGGCCGAGGGGGCUCUCUAGCGCAAGGACCACACCCGGGCUCCGCUCAGCCAGCACGCCCCACCCCACCCUCUGCCCUGCCACCCCUCUUACCUUCAUUAGCAGGCAGGCAUGUUGCUGGGACCCCACAGGAGGUGAGGGCUGCCAUUUCGGACCUGCUAGCGAUACAGAGCCCUAGCAGCACCCCAGCUGCCCCCACCCUACCAGUCCCAGAGGUCCAGAGACGGACAUAUGCGGAGGUCACUCGCUCGGUCGCUUCUUUCACCCCCCCCACUUCUCAGCCAGGCUCGUCACUCCCAUCCCCGAUGGAGACGGACCUGGUUCUGAGGUCGUGUCACUCGCACCCAGAUGUAGUGGCGCCUUCCCCCAUUCAGCAUGUUGCUGACACACUUCCAGUGGCGCAGGAGGGCACCAGCACCAGGGCCCCUGGGCUGGUACCGCCACGAGGCCCGGCCCCGUCACUGAACCCUCCUCUUUUACCAGUGCCACCAGCCCCACUUGUGAAGGCUCCCCACAGUCGUGGUGCACCCGUUUCUACUCCCACCGUGGACGCCCCCCCACAGGUCCCUCCGGUUGACGACCUCCCUUCCACGGCUAGCUCCGAUGGCACCACCCCACCCGACCCCGCCGAUACGGCCACGUCACCGGACCAGCCCAUCACAUGCACUACCUGCCAGAGCACCCUGGCAAGCACCCGAGCACCCAGGCACCACACACCCUUCUGCCACCCAGCGGAUGCAGCUCGCCGGGCACAGGCCGUCCAUGACACCACCUCGAUUCUCCCUUCUCUCUCACAGCCCCGAGCGACCGGGAUACAGUUCACAGACGCACAGUGGCAGACGCUCGACUCGGUGGACUGGACAGAGUACUUCUCGCCCGAGCGUAUUCAUGCACGCCCUCUCCGGCGUAUCCCGGAGAGGGUCUGCGGAGGAUAUCUCGACGUUCUCAGUGCGAUCUUAGCCUGCAUUGCCCAGGACCCGGAGGCUGCUGGCCCUACCUUCCUUCUCGCGGCAGCGCCGACCCUUUUCCUCGCUCCGGCGACGCCACCCGACCGCUCGCACACGACCGCCAUUGCCACACGCAUCUCCCGCUUUGGUCGAGCCCCAGACAGCUGCUCGCCUUCUCUCGGCAUGUGUCAGCACUCGUCCGCAGUACCUGUCGAGGACCGUCCAUCUCUCGCCCGCAGUGAUCUCCAGUUUACACGAUGGGAUGCACGCCUGGGAGAGACUUUUCAGCAGCUUUUAGCCUCAGGGACCUGGGCUUGUCGCGAGGACGUCCGAGAGGCCGUCCUAGACCAGAUCUUCCUCCCCAUUUGUCUCGGGGGUUUCGGCAUUCGUCGCAUGGCGCGCAUUGCCCCGAGCUUUGCUUCAGGUGGGCAGAGGGGACGACAGGGGGAGCAGACGGGCCAGGACGUGGAGGGGGGACAGCAGGGGCAGCAGCAGGAGAGCCAGCGGAGGCCGCGGGCCAAGGGCGUCGCAUCUCCGGGGGUGGGCUCGAGGGUGGAGCAGGGGCGAGAGCAGCAGAGAGCGGACGGAGGUACAGGGGGGGGAGCGGGAUCGGGAGGGGAGGACCAGGGAGUGAGAGAGGCAGCAGGGGAUCGAGCAGGGGGGUUGGGAGGGUUGGGGGAGGGUAGAGAGGGGGAGGGGAGAGGACAGGUGGGUAGAGGAGAGGAGAGGGGGAGAGAGACGAUCGGAGAGGGGGCACCGAGGGACCAGACAGGGCAGCAGCCAGCGCAGCAGCAGGGACCAGUCGGACUCACAGGCCAUGUGGGCACCUCCUCCCGCAUCCCAGACCUCACCUGCCGCGACGUUGGGCAGAGUUUGAUGGUUCUUGUGGAUGUCUCCAUAGCGGAUCCACAGCGGGAGGGGAACGUGCAGCUGAGACUGGCGACCCCCACACAGAUUGGAGUGGCAGCAGCUAGGCGAGUGCAGGAGAAGCUGCGUCACUGGGGGCCGCACUUAGAGGGGUUGCAGCGGACACCACACUUUUACGCGUGCGUGGCGGAGACCUUUGGCCUUCUGAGCGAGCCGCUGCGUCAGUUUUUGGGGCUCUGCGCAAAGAGGAUAACACAGCGGAGGAGGGAUAGGGGAGGGGGGGACGACGGAUCGGCACGGAUAUUUGAGGCAGGACUCACUACACGCCUCUCCGUGGCACUACAGCGCGCGCAGGCUCAAUGCAUCAUCCAGCAUGCGGUGCGGCAAUUGGGGGGAUCCGACGACGGGUGGAUGCCCGCACCAGUCCCAUCACACUCCCUGCCCCCUCAUGCCAUCCGCUCUCCCCGCCCCUACCCUCCGCGUGCCCGCUUUCUUGCCGCCUCUUUUGACCCUCUCUGCCCCCCUCGCCGUUUCCCACCGCCCGCCAUUCGCUCCUCCCCGCCCGUGCCCUCCCCUCGUUUACCUUCUCCUCCCCCCUCCCCUCCUCUGCUGCAUGCCUCGCCCUUCUUCUCGUCGCGUCGAAACGAAAUCAGCCCAGGCAGCUUUGGAAUUCUCGAAAGUGCUUUGUACAGCUAA